Messenger RNA from Drosophila nasuta, 664 nucleotides. It is a transcript of the gene RpS26, whose product is annotated as ribosomal protein S26. The transcript has 2 exons. Gene Ontology annotation, biological process: translation. Gene Ontology annotation, cellular component: ribosome; cytosolic small ribosomal subunit. NCBI's taxonomy places the organism in Eukaryota, Metazoa, Arthropoda, Insecta, Diptera, Drosophilidae. The coding region runs from base 138 to 482 and encodes 114 amino acids. Gene Ontology annotation, molecular function: structural constituent of ribosome; mRNA binding. The record is from RefSeq and is a predicted model, not a curated record.
GCAAUACCUCCGUCUCAACACAGUGUUGCAGCUGUAAAAAAUUUGCUGCUGGUAACACCCUUUUCGCAUAAGUUUCGCCUGGCGUGAACACGCGGAUUUCGCUUCGUGGAUUUUUAAUAAUUAAAUAAGCUGCCAAAAUGACGAAGAAGCGCCGUAAUGGAGGACGUAACAAGCACAACCGUGGCCAUGUGAAGCCCGUGCGUUGCACCAACUGCGCCCGCUGUGUGCCUAAGGAUAAGGCAAUCAAGAAGUUUGUCAUCCGCAACAUCGUUGAGGCUGCCGCCGUCCGUGACAUCAGCGAGGCCAGCAUCUGGGACACCUAUGUGCUGCCUAAACUGUACGCGAAGCUCCACUACUGCGUCUCGUGCGCAAUCCACUCCAAGGUGGUGCGUAAUCGUUCACGCGAGGCACGUCGCAUCCGUACGCCGCCAGUGCGUUCCUUCCCCAAGGACAUGGCACGCAACAACCAGAAUAGGAAGUAAAUGCGUUUAAAAAAAUAUGAAAGGCGGCUUGCUUAUAUCAUGAUGAUGAUAUCCCUCACUCAUAAGAGCAUCAACAACAACAACAACAAUCCACACACACUAUUGUUACCCAUAAUAAGUACGAUUUUCUAUGGAUCGCUGGCCUAGCAAAUAUAAGCAUUCUGUUUUUUAAAACAAACAAA